This is a messenger RNA of Ceratitis capitata (Mediterranean fruit fly), 2454 nucleotides long. RefSeq lists its product as uncharacterized. The transcript has 7 exons. The record is from RefSeq and is a predicted model, not a curated record. Bases 321 to 2183 code for a protein of 620 amino acids. Lineage: Eukaryota; Metazoa; Arthropoda; Insecta; Diptera; Tephritidae.
AGCCAACGCUUAGCGAACUUCAGACCUCGAGUGGCAGUCGAUCUGUUCAGACGUACUUUUGGCUCAAACCGUAUAAAGCUUUUGGAAAUUUCCGACGUUACUUCCAUCUAUUGUACUAUAAAACUGCAACUAAAAAUUAUAUGAAUUUUCAUAUUUCUGUGUUUGAGUGUGUAUCAGUGAAGAAGUAAAAUCUACUCCUUUUUCUACAAAAGAAAAGACGACUGUGACAGCGUUCGCAAUUAGAAGUUGCUAUAUUUAGCAAAUCCAAAUUAUCCGCUCAUUUUAUUUGUGUGGCUUAAAAUAUUAUUUGCGUAUCGUAGAUGACCGGCAAGGAUACCGACUCAAUGGCUACUGUGCAAAUAAAGCCCGAUUAUGCUGCCAGUGAAGUCUACAGCACGGCUAGCGAAGCGCCACCGCUCGGAUUGUUUAGCUUUAACCCACAGGCCUACAAACGUCAAUCGAAUUCAGUGAAAAUUGCUAAAAUCACUGCAUUCACCAUUAUUGUGUCCUCAUUCAUUUUGGGCGCCUUCGUUUUGGCCUCAGCAUAUCUACAAGCCAAGGCCUCAUGUGAUCAGGUGCAGGCUUUGGACUCUGUGCUGGAGAAGGAAUUGAUGCUGGAGACAUUGCAGCAAGUGAACAAAGAACUUCCACGUGCCGAGGCACUUUUGGGCAGAGAGAAUAACGACGAUGCUGAUCUGCAGAACCUAGACAAGGACGUCACGGUGAAGAAGGUAGAGAUUAAAAAACAACAAGCCGCCAAGCCCAAACAAGUCUCCGCCACUGCGUCGGUUGAUAGUGACUCCAACGAUAGUGACAACUCGUAUUCGGACGUUGAUGAUGCCGAAGAAAUCAAAUAUCCUGGUAAGGUGCCACUUGAAUUGGACUUGAGCGACUUGGCCGCAGCUUUGUUGCAAAACAACAAGAAGUCGCGCAUGAACUGUGUUGUGGAGCGUAAACAUGCUGAGGAAAUCGUCGAUUCACCCUCUAAGACUGUGGCUUUACCUUUUGGCGUCAAUCUCACCACCGAUCCCAAGAAGGCACGUAUCACCGGUGAACGCAUCUCGAUCUACUGUGAAGGUGGCAAUGAAAAUAAAGAACAAGAAAAUGGUGAAUCGUCACGCAACAACAACAAUCGCGAAGAGGAUGAUGAUAAUGAUGAGGAGAUCGAAUCGAAUCGUCCCAUGUUCAUUCCAUACCAACGCAUACCCAUUCCAUUCGGUCAAAUUCCACAACGUUUCCCACUAACACACAUGCCACAACGUAUGAUGCCACCAAUGCCACCAAUGUCACCAAUGUCCGCCAUGUCCGCUAUGUCCCAGGAGGCGCAAUCACAACCCCAACAGGCAUUUAUUCGUCAAAUGCCACCACCAUUCCAACAACUGCCCAUGCGUCCACCAAUGCCACCACAAGUGAUGCAAGCACCACACCCUGACUCCCAACAAUCGCAACAAAAUAUGUAUGUGCCACAAACUGUACGCAUUCAUGUGCAACAGAUUCCCAUUCGUGAAAUUCAUAUGGCCGAUGAUAUGCCAGUGCAAAUCCCAUCUCAACAACAAGAAUUGCCACAUUUGCAAAUUCAGCGCUUGCCACUUGGUGUCGCUCUCCAGCGUGCCGGUAUAACUGCUGAGGAUUUGCGUAACAUCCAACGUAUGGCUGAAGAUCGCAUUACCGAUGAGUUGCGUCGUCUUGCUGCCGAGGAGGCGGCUGAGUCAGCUGAAAGCAACAACAAUAACAGCAACAACAGUAACUUAGAUAGCGAAGAGGCGAACGACUCAUCGGCUGAUGUGCAAAUGUCCAACGAACAGGAACACAUUGUGCGUCAACAACAAUUACAACAGCAACAGCAACAACAGCAACAACAGCAGCAAAAACAAAUGCAACAACUUCCCCAGCUAGCGCAACCACAACAGCCAGCCAUUGCUCCAGAGGAGGCAAUGCGCAUGGGACAAGCGCCACCACAGCGACUGAUACUGCAACCUCUGCCGGAGCAGCCACGUGACACCAUGACACCACCCAUGCCCGAUCAGCCACAAAUGAUGCAAUACGGACGCGCCAACUUCGGACGCAGCCUGGCACAGCCGGUCCGCAUUCCAGUACCAAUCCUACAAUCGCACAAUGAGGGCGAGAUGGGCGCAUCCAUCGAAUCGGAAAGGCCGCACUUUGUUCAGCCACGAUCCGUUUAAUCCGUUUAUUCAGCCUGUGAUUGCUGCUGCUUUCGGUCGAUGUUAUGCAAGUUAAAAGUGCCAAUCCCACACUUUGAAUUCUGAGUAUGUACAUAUACGCAUCGUCACGCCUGUGCAGCCGGAAGUAGCUAAACGCCAAAAACUGUUAAAUACAUACAUACUCGUUUCUUUUCUGCACAACUACAACAACAAUAUGAGGGCUCAUGCUUAGGUUCACCACCUCUGAAACUUUAAGAAAAUCGAUUCAAUUGGGAUAGAGACGGAAACUUUU